Messenger RNA from Hibiscus syriacus, 1417 nucleotides. Its product is annotated as protein NDL2-like. The transcript is spliced from 12 exons. Bases 122 to 1183 code for a protein of 353 amino acids. The record is from RefSeq and is a predicted model, not a curated record. Lineage: Eukaryota; Viridiplantae; Streptophyta; Magnoliopsida; Malvales; Malvaceae.
AAGAAAGCUUGAGACUUCCAUGUCAAUGAGUUUCAGUUUUUGGGGGCUAAUCAUCUAAGUGAGUUCAAUCAGUGAGUUUCAUUGUGUUUCUCGAAAUCGAGUGAAGGAAACAAAACGAGUCAUGGGCCAUUCAAGUGACUCAGUUUCCAUUGCGAUUGAUAUGGUUCCUUUUGGAGGGAAGGAGUUUUUGGUGAAAACAAGCAGAGGUUCUUUAUCUGUUUUUGUUUGCGGUGAUCCAGAGAAACCCGCUUUGAUAACUUACCCGGAUGUUGCUCUCAACUACAUAUCUUGUUUCCAAGGCCUAUUCGUUUGCCCCGAUGCCGAUUCUUUGUUGCUUCAAAACUUUUGCAUUUACCACAUUGAUGCCCCAGGGCACGAGUUGGGAGCGAAUGUGAUAUCUUCAGAUGUUCCAUUGCUUAGUGUGGAUGACUUAGCAGAUCAGGUCGCUGAAGUUCUUGAUUUCUUUGGACUGAAGAGAGUUCUAUGCUUGGGUGUAACAGCAGGGGCUUACAUCCUUACACUAUUUGCAAUGAAAUAUAAUGAGCGGGUGCUUGGAUUAAUUCUCGUGUCUCCUGUUUGCAAAGCUCCUACAUGGGCUGAAUGGCUCUACAACAAGGUGUUGAUGAACUUGUUAUACUUCUACGGUAUGUGUGGUGUAUUAAAAGAAUGCCUUCUUCAGCGGUAUUUCAGUAAGGAACUCAGGUAUGGUAUGCAUGGUGCAGAGUCCGAGAUUGUCCAAGCUUGCCUCAAAUUAUUGGAUGAAAGGCAAAGUCCAAAUGUUAUGCGCUUUCUUCAAGCAAUUAAUAGGAGACAUGAUCUUAUGGAAGACUUGAAGAAAUUGAAGUGUAAGACUCUUAUUUUUGUGGGUGAAUGCAGUCCAUUCCAUGCAGAAUCUGUGCAUAUGAGUACCAAAAUCGGAAGAAAGAAUUGCACUCUCGUCGAGGUUAAAGCAUGUGGCUCACUGGUAACAGAAGAGCACCCAUUGGCCAUGCUGGUCCCUAUUGAAUUCUUUCUACUGGGAUUCGGUUUCCAAAGACAACCACAUUUUGCUUCCUCGUCAAGCAAUGGUUCGAACCCUUCGAGUCCAUCAAGUCAGUCGUGCAUAGCUCCCGAACUUCUCUCCCCCGAGGGUCUAGGGAUCAAGCUUAAACCGAUCAAAACCCGUGCAGAUAUCGGAAUUUGAUCGAGGGUCUGAUGUAACACAGCAGGAGUAGGAUUUGACAAUUUGUAGAAUAUGUUUGGAGGUUGACAGUAUACAUACAUCCCUAUAUAUAUAUAUAUAUUCUUUGAUUUGUAUUGGUGGGAGGAGGUUUCAUUGAUAUGUUGAUUGUAGAUAGAAUUGAUGAACAUUUUGUACUUAAAAACAGGGGGAGGAUUCGUUCUUUUGAGAGGAUAAUACAGAUUUAUUUUUGUAUUA